Messenger RNA from Clonostachys rhizophaga, 387 nucleotides. The record is from the annotation of a GenBank genome assembly. Lineage: Eukaryota; Fungi; Ascomycota; Sordariomycetes; Hypocreales; Bionectriaceae.
AUGCUCUUCACAAAGGCUAUCUUCUCCAUCUUUACCUUGUCCGCUCUGGCUGCUGGUCAGCUCUACGAGCGUGAGCUUGCUGGCGAAGACCCUGCCAUGAUUGUUCGAGAGCUCCGCGACGACUACCUCGUCGCUCGUGACUACUUCAUGGAGGCUCGCGACUUGCUUGCUCGUGCCCCCUCUCUGGGAGUCUGCAAGAGUGCUGGCAAGUCCCACCCCAAGAACUUGAGUUGCAUGUCCAGCCAGGAGUACUGCGGUACCUGCAAGACCAACCAAAAGGCUGGUGAGGCGUGCUUCUGCAAGGAGGGCUUCGUGCGCGACCAGUCAAAGCUCCCUCCUCUGAAAAAGAUGGUCGGAAAGGAGCUCAAGAAUGGCAAGAAGGCUUAA